Tribolium castaneum (red flour beetle) is the source of this 2454-nucleotide messenger RNA. RefSeq lists its product as uncharacterized. Gene Ontology annotation, cellular component: mitochondrial inner membrane. Gene Ontology annotation, molecular function: ABC-type oligopeptide transporter activity; ATP binding; ATP hydrolysis activity. The record is from RefSeq and is a predicted model, not a curated record. The coding region runs from base 312 to 2372 and encodes 686 amino acids. Lineage: Eukaryota; Metazoa; Arthropoda; Insecta; Coleoptera; Tenebrionidae. Gene Ontology annotation, biological process: oligopeptide export from mitochondrion. The transcript has 6 exons.
GUCGUACUUUAUCUACCUAUUUCUUGAAUUAACUUUCUGUUUAAAUAAUCUUUUCUAAAUCCCUGUUACUCGAGCGAAUAAGGUCAUAAACCUCAUCAAGGAUAAUGAUAACAUUUCAUAGUCCGUCCCUCUCCCGCUUUAUCACAUUUUCUCAAACGUCAUUCCUGUCAUGUUUUAGUGUCCUAACCUAGAAAAUGUGUCGAAUAAAACCUUGUUGCGUAAAUUAACACCACAAUGACGCUUUAAAUUAACAUAAAAGUGAACUGUAUUUUAUCUUUAUUUAACCAAAACCAAGUAAAUUCAUAGUAAAAAUGAAUAUUAUUUGUUUACUAGUGAGCCGACAUAACCUCAAAAACUCACUGAAAUGUUUAAGACACGUUAACAACCGCUUUUUCCUCCAAAACAAACUUUCCGUUCGAAAUCACAAGACGAUGGCCCAGAAAGUGAGUCAGAACAAGACAUACAUCGCUGUGAAUAUCCCCGAAAAUUCGAAUAAAGCAGUUCGAAAAUCAUUUUGGUCGGUUUUUAAAAGGGACGCUAGCACAAAGAAAAGCAAAGAAGCGCCCAAAGAAGUAGCCCCAGCGACCCCGCGGAUUAACAAAGCUGAUUUGGCCCGCCUGCUGUCCUUAGCCAAGCCAGAAAAAUGGAAACUUUUCGGGGCGAUUUGUUUCUUGCUAGUGUCAAGCACCGUCACAAUGAGCAUCCCUUUUAGUUUAGGCAAAGUACUUGACAUCAUUUAUAGUAGUAGUGAAAAUAGUGAUGAGGCUCGAGCGAAAUUAAAUAAAGUUUGCGGUGUUUUAUUGUGCGUGUUUGUCUUAGGGGCGAUUUGCAAUUUUGGACGUGUGUACCUAAUGUCAGUAUCAGGUUAUAGAAUGACUCAAGCUUUAAGAAAACGUGUUUUUUCUACCAUAAUGAAGCAGGAACAAGGCUGGUUUGAUAAGAGAUCAACUGGGGAGUUGGUAAACAGACUCUCUGCCGAUACUCAAAUUGUGGGAAAUGCUCUCUCUAGCAAUAUUUCAGACGGGCUAAGGUCAAUUGUCAUGGUCUGUGCUGGUACAGGCAUGAUGUUUUAUAUGUCGGCAGAACUGGCACUUGUUGGCUUGGCUAUUGUGCCCCCGGUUGCGAUUAUUGCCGUUAUUUAUGGGAGAUUCCUUAGAGGGAUUUCUAGGAAGGUUCAGGAUUCUUUAGCAGGAGCUACUAGUGUUGCAGAGGAACGUAUUGCUAAUAUCAGGACUGUUAAAACUUUCUCGCAGGAACCGAGAGAAGUUGAUUCGUACGCAAAUGCCAUUAAAGAGGUUCUAGGCUUGAGUUACAGAGAGGCUAAAGCUAGGGCCAUUUUUUAUGGACUGACCGGCUUUAGCGGCCACGUAAUCAUAAUAUCAGUGCUUUAUUAUGGUGGUGUGAUGGUGUCUUCAAACACCAUAACAGUGGGAAAUCUGUCUUCUUUUCUCUUGUAUGCGGCUUAUAUCGGCGUAUCGUUGGGCACAUUUUCAAAUUUUUACUCCGAAUUGAACAAAUCAAUUGGUGCUGCUGCCCGAAUUUGGGAAAUUAUCGACCGAGAACCCAUAAUUCCGAUGAAAGGUGGUUUAGUGCCAAUUGCACCCCCUGAAGGCCACAUACAAUUUAACGACAUCCAGUUUAGUUACCCAGCGCGUGACGAUGUCCGCAUUUUCGAAAAUUUCAAACUCGAAAUAUCCCCCGGAAAAAUGGUCGCAGUAGUCGGUCCGAGUGGCUCUGGCAAAAGCACCCUCGCUGCUCUUUUAUUGCGACUAUACGAUCCUGCAAAAGGACAAGUUCUACUAGACGGACAGGACAUUAAAGAAAUUGAUCCGAGUUGGUUGCGCCGACAUGUCGGUACCGUUAGCCAGGAACCAGUUUUAUUUUCGUGUUCAAUUCGUGAUAAUAUUUUAUACGGUGCUGAUGAUCCUUCUAAAGUGACAGAAGAUGAAUUAGUUCAAGUGGCCAAAGAGGCCAAUGUUUACGAAUUCGUCCAACAGUUGCCCGACGGUUUUGAUACUUUGGUAGGGGAACGUGGGGUGAUGUUGAGUGGUGGCCAGAAACAACGCAUUGCCAUAGCGAGGGCUUUGAUUAAAGAUCCGAAGAUAUUGUUGUUAGAUGAAGCCACGAGUGCGUUAGAUGCGCAAUCGGAGCACUUGGUGCAAGAAGCUUUGGAGAGGAUUAUGAAAGGAAGGACUGUUUUAACGAUUGCUCAUCGGCUGUCGACGAUUCAAAAUGCCGAUACCAUUGCUGUGCUACGCGAUGGACAUAUCGUGGAACAGGGGAAAUACCAGGAUUUACUUAAUAUCAAGAAGGGCGCGUUUAGGGAAUUAAUGAAACAUCAAACGUUUCAAGGGAAUAUAGAGAAGACGUGAUGUACUUAAUUUAUUUUAUUUUUACACUUUUGAGGACUUGUUACACGUUUAUUUGUUAUGCAAAUAAAAUAGUUUUACUGUU